Molecule: messenger RNA, 3251 nt
Organism: Quercus robur (English oak)
Lineage: Eukaryota; Viridiplantae; Streptophyta; Magnoliopsida; Fagales; Fagaceae
Product: receptor-like protein kinase FERONIA
Exons: 3
Coding region: 580-3135 (851 amino acids)
Biological process (GO): protein phosphorylation
Molecular function (GO): ATP binding; protein kinase activity
Source: RefSeq, a predicted model, not a curated record
UAAGAAACUAAUCAUCACUUUGAAAGUAUUAUAUAUAAGAAAGCUAAGUCUUGGAGUAUAGAAACCAAGCACCUCCUUUAUUUAUGUUUCUGCCUUUCCAGGUUUUAUGUAAGCUAUUUACUUUUCACCAUCCCUGAAAUCCAAAGCUCUAGAACCCAGUUUCAACUUAGUGAUUCUGAGCUUCUGGUCAAGAAGCUCAACUUUCUUUCCCUUAAACAAUCUUUGUUUUCAGCAUAAUUGGCUUGAAAUUUGCUCAGUACAAUCUUGGUGCUUAAGUGAAUUUGUAUUCUAUUUCCUGCAUUUUCUGCUGUCUUAGAAUUUCGUUCAAUCUAUGCUAGAUCUUCCGCCCAAAAAACAUCUACCUUUCUAGCUAUUUUAGUAUCUUGAUCUUAAACUUUUGGGGUUUUGGUAACAAAAUCUUAUUGUCUCAUUUUUGUUCUUUGAUUCAAGAUUCUUCAUAUAAAAGCCUAAAAUUUCUUGCUUGUAUAUCUUGGUUCUGGUCUUGAUUAUGGUGUUAAGAAGCUCAAUUCUUUAUAUUAAUCGUUGUAAAAAACCGUAACCAAGUUGAACUUUCAAUCAAUGAGGAACACUAAUAAAUUCGGUCUUAUGUCCAUACCUAUAUUCGUUAUUCUUUACUUGGCCUUUACCAUCCAUGUAAAUAUGGCAGCCAAUUAUGUGCCGAUUGAGAAAAUCCUACUAAAUUGUGGGGGUCCUUUGGAUGCUACUGAUUACGAUGGUAGGAAGUGGACCACAGAUGUUGGGUCCAAGUAUCUGUCGGCUAGUGGCAAAUCCACCAUAUCCCAAGCUGCUACUCAAGAACCUUCAGUCCCCCCAGUCCCUUACAUGAUUGCUCGAGUUUUCUACUCAAAUUUCACCUAUCGUAUUCCUGUUGUUGUUGGUAGAAAAUUUGUUCGUCUUCACUUUUAUCCAGCUUCAUAUGUGAGCCUAGAUGCGUCCAAUGCUGUUUUCUCUGCCACUGUUGGGUCUUAUACUCUUCUUAACAACUUCAGUGUUGUACAAACUACGGAAGCAUUAAAUUUGACAUUUCUUGUCAAGGAGUAUUCAAUCAAUGUUGAGGGUGCAACAUUGGAUAUAAGUUUCGUCCCAUCUGCCAAAGCUCCAAAGGCGUACGCAUUUGUGAAUGGGAUUGAGAUUGUGUCAAUGCCUGAUAUUUAUAGUUCCACAGAUGGAACUCUGAUGAUAGUGGGUCAGAAUACUCCUUUCUACAUUGAUAACUCCACUGCACUUGAGAAUGUUUAUCGGUUGAAUGUGGGUGGAAAUCAUAUUUCACCCUCCCAUGAUACGGGUCUUUACAGGUCCUGGGUUGAUGACUUUCCAUACCUCUAUGGGGCUAGCUUUGGGGUUUCAUAUUCUGUUGAUAACAUGACAAUCCAUUAUCCUACAGGCAUGCCUACUUUUGUUGCACCAGUUGAUGUCUACGGCACUGCUAGAUCAAUGGGGCCGAAUCCUGAAAUCAAUCUCAAUUACAAUUUGACUUGGAUUUUCUCAGUUGAUUCCGGAUUCUCUUACCUUGUUAGGCUUCAUUUCUGUGAGAUUCAGGCAAAUGUAACUAAGAUUAAUCAAAGAGUGUUUGAUAUCUUCCUUUAUAAUCAAACUGCUAAGCAAGAGAUGGAUGUUAUUGCUUUGGCACGUCAUGAAAUUGGAGCAGAUAAGCAAACUAGGGUUCCAGUGUACAUGGAUUAUGUGGUUUUAGUUCCAUAUAGAAGCUCACAACAGGAUUUGUGGCUCGAACUGCAUCCAGACCUAAAUACCCAUCCAAGCUAUUACGAUGCAAUCCUGAAUGGAGUAGAGAUAUUCAAAAUUAAUGGUUCUAAUGGAAAUCUUGCAGGGCCCAAUCCUAUUCCUACUCCUAAGCAGGAUGUAAUUAACCCAAAAAGUUAUAUACCAUCAUCAGGUGAUUAUAAAACAAAGAUUCGCAAAGCAAUUAUCAUUGGAGGUACUUGUGGUGGAAUCAUCUUAGCCAUUGUUAUUGGUUUCUUUCUUAUUUCUGCUUCUCGUUGCCAACAUGGAAAAAACUCCAGUGUAAGGGAAGUUCCUUCUAAGUGCCACCAAGAUCUUGAACAAGGAUUUACCAAGAACCUUUGUCGCCGCUUCUCAUUUGCUGAGAUCACGGUUGCCACCAAGAACUUUGAUGAGGCUUUACUCCUUGGGGUUGGAGGUUUUGGUAAAGUUUACAGGGGAGAAAUUGAUGGUGGAGCAACCCAAGUAGCAAUCAAGCGUGGAAACCUACUCUCUGAUCAAGGAGUGCAUGAGUUUCAAACUGAGAUUGAAAUACUUUCAAAAGUUCGUCAUAACCACCUUGUUUCAUUGAUAGGCUAUUGUGAAGAUAGUUGCGAAAUGAUUCUUGUUUAUGACUACAUGGCUCAUGGAACAUUGCGUGAACAUCUAUACAAGACCCAAAAAUCACCAUUGCCCUGGAAGCAAAGGCUUGAGAUAUGCAUUGGAGCUGCUUGCGGUUUAUACUAUCUCCACACUGGUGCUAAGCAAACUAUUAUCCACCGAGAUGUUAAGACAACAAACAUUCUCUUGGAUGAGGAGUGGGUUGCCAAGGUUUCUGAUUUUGGGUUGUCAAAAUUAGGUCCUACCAUAGAUAAAACACAUGUAACCACUGUUGUUAAGGGUAGUUAUGGGUAUUUGGAUCCAGAAUACUUAUUGUUGCAACAACUGACUGAAAAGUCUGAUGUUUACUCAUUUGGGGUUGUUCUUUUUGAGAUCUUAUGUGCUCGGCCAGUAUUGAACAGAACACUUCCAGAGGAGCAAGUGAGCUUGGUAGAGUGGGUUGCACAUUGCCAUGAGAAACGUAUUCUUGAUCAAAUAAUUGAUCCUUAUCUGAAGGGGAAGAUUGCACCUGAAUGCUUUAAGCAGUUUACUGAGAUUGCAAUGAAGUGUGUGGCUGAUCAAAGCAUUAAUAGGCCAUCUAUGGAUGAAGUGACGUGGAACCUUGAGUUUUCUUUGCAACUACAAAGGAGUGCAGAGGAAAGCAACGAGGGCAUUGGCGGAAUACACAUCGAGGAGGAGCCAUUUGUACCCCAUAAAUGGAAGAAAAAUCUUGAUGCAUCUCCAAGUUUUGAUGGUUGUGGAGGUCUAUUUUCUCAAGAAGUCAUGUCUCAAUAGCUUAAUGGUGGUCGUCUUUGGACCGGGUUUUUUUAAGCAAGGGGGGCAAAUAGUGGUUGUUAGUGGAUAAGCAAUAGCUAUUAAGGGUAGAGACUUGAGAUUGAGUUUUUUUUUUU